This is a messenger RNA of Hibiscus syriacus, 1394 nucleotides long. RefSeq names its product acyl-protein thioesterase 1 homolog 1-like. The record is from RefSeq and is a predicted model, not a curated record. The transcript has 9 exons. The coding region runs from base 172 to 942 and encodes 256 amino acids. Gene Ontology annotation, molecular function: hydrolase activity. Lineage: Eukaryota; Viridiplantae; Streptophyta; Magnoliopsida; Malvales; Malvaceae.
UUGAGGUUUCUAGUCAAUUUUUAGGGUCUAUGUCUGUUUUAUUCCAUUUCCACACUGCACAUUUGGUUAUAAAUAGUCAUUUUCUCUUAUGUGUUUUCUUCAUCGUAUCACAUCUUCUCAGAUUUUGCUAUAAGGUGGAUUGUUUAGUGUAGUUUCUCAAGAAAACACAAAAUGAGCAACUAUUCACAUAAUACCAUGGGCUCAGGUAGUAGAACUGCAAGGACAUUUGAAUUCGGAAGGACACAUGUGGUUCGACCGAAAGGGAAACACCAGGCUACCAUAGUAUGGCUUCAUGGGCUCGGCGACAAUGGCUCAACCUGGUCCCAACUCUUGGAAAGUCUUCCUCUUCCAAAUAUAAAAUGGAUUUGCCCGACUGCUCCGACUCGUCCCGUGGCUUUACUAGGGGGAUUUCCUUGCACUGCAUGGUUCGAUGUCGGUGAGUUGUCAGCAGAUGGUCCAGAUGAUUGGGAGGGUUUAGAUGCCUCAGCAGCUCAUAUUGCAAACUUGUUGUCAACAGAGCCAUCUGAUGUUAAGGUCGGAAUCGGAAGCUUUAGUAUGGGUGCUGCAAUGGCCCUUUACUCUGCAACUGCUUUUGUUGUGGGAAGGUAUGGAAAUGGAAAUCCGUACAACAUCAACCUAAGGGCAAUUGUUGGACUAAGUGGAUGGCUUCCAGGUUCAAGGUACUUAAGGAACAAAAUAGAAGGAUCACAUGAAGCAGCAAGGCGCGCUGCGACAUUGCCGGUCAUGCUUGGCCAUGGAACUUGUGAUGAUGUUGUCCCCUACAAAUAUGGAGAAAUAUCUGCCCAUUCCUUGAGUGCGGCCGGAUUCCGGAACCUCACUUUUAAAAAUUAUGAAGGGAUUGGUCAUUACACUGUCCCUAAAGAGAUGAAUGAUGUCUGCAAUUGGCUGACAGCAAGGCUGGGGCUCGAUGGGUUGCACUAAAUAUAGCAAAGACUCGGUUUUUACGUCGAACUAGCCGAGUAAGGAAGCACGUUGAAGCGAUAAUAGUGAAAAGAGAGAAAACUGCAUAUGUACAAGUAGGUAGUAAACAAAAUGGUUUGUUAGGGUAUAUGGUAUAGUUGAGUAGUCUUCUUAAAUCCCCUUUAGGCAUUUUUACCCAUCCUUAAAAUAAAGUUUCGGGUGCCUUUCUCGGCACUGAUGUAGGGUGUAGAUCGUAAUAGCCUAGCCUGCUGUACUUUCAGAGCAUUUUGGUAUUAGUUAAUAAAACAUACUGAUAUUUGAAACCAGUGGCAUUUGGCUUCUGUCUUCAUUUGUUUUCUUUUCUAGCAUAUCAGCAUCCUGUACUCAUGGAAGCUCUGUCUAGCAGUUAUAGAAUUCGGUUCCGGUGUUGUUGAUGUCGAGUAAUUUAUUACAGUGAAGGCUUCUUGAUGUCU